AUCGAAGCGCUGAUGAUGGAGAUGCAGAAUCCAGAUACCGGCAUCAAGACGCAGACGCAGAGGGUGAUGAUCACAAACAUCCCACACGCUGUGGCAGGUAAUGAUAUAUUGCAGUGGAUUCUCCAACGCUUGCAGAUCACUGAGGAAGAGGCACUCCACCUGGGGGACCUGUUUGUCAAAUACGGAUACAUCUACCCUCUCCAGGAGCCAAAGAAUCUCACCCUUAAGACAGACGGCAGCCUGUACAGGUUUCAAACCCCUUAUUUCUGGCCCGCGCAGAGCUGGCCUGCUGAUGACACAGACUAUGCAAUUUACCUAGCAAAGAAGAACAUUAAGAGGAAAGGGAUUUUAGAAGAAUAUGAAAAGGAACAUUACAACAUGCUCAAUCAAAAAAUAAACUACAAGUGGGAUUUUGUUAUUAUGCAGGCCAAAGAGCAGUAUAAGGCAGGGAAGGAGCGGAAGAAGGCAGACAGAUACGCUCUGGACUGCCAGGAGAGAGCCUACUGGCUUGUGAACCGAACUCCUCCCGGCAUGCUAGACGUCCUAGAGUACGGAUUAGACCGCGUAACGGAUCCCAAUGAAAAUAAGGUAAACCAG
Messenger RNA from Pelecanus crispus (Dalmatian pelican), 597 nucleotides. NCBI's taxonomy places the organism in Eukaryota, Metazoa, Chordata, Aves, Pelecaniformes, Pelecanidae. The record is from RefSeq and is a predicted model, not a curated record.